Molecule: messenger RNA, 2888 nt
Organism: Eleginops maclovinus (Patagonian blennie)
Lineage: Eukaryota; Metazoa; Chordata; Actinopteri; Perciformes; Eleginopidae
Gene: xkrx
Product: XK related X-linked
Exons: 3
Coding region: 563-2032 (489 amino acids)
Cellular component (GO): membrane
Source: RefSeq, a predicted model, not a curated record
UCUGGCUGACUCCACGCAGCGGUUGUAUUGACAUAGUCAAGAAAUUGUAGCAGCCUGCAGCCGCACAAAUAAACCGACAGGGAGAAACACAGCCCGGCAUUCAUACACUGCAGCUGGAGGUGUUUUUAACCUACCAUAAACUCUGAGGAACUGAUGACUACCGAGUUUGGACGCUAAUCGGCUGGCUGACUUUUAGUAGAUGUCCUGGAUGACAAGGCUGAACUGAACUUUCCCGAUCCUGCACAAACACACACGGUGCAACAAAAGCGCUGAAAUCACUACGGGCGGUAAGGUGGUUUCCUGUGGAUCAAACAGGGUGGUAACGCCACGUCUGACGAUCAAACGAGACAAUAAAACAAACGAUUUUUGUGGGAGUGCAGUGGAGAGGUGCAGCACAUCCGAGUUGUGGAGUUACACACAAUGUGAACCCAGCGAUGAUCAACUUUGUGGAAAGUUGGGAGAGACGGCGCAUCAAGGGAAUUAUUUACAAAAAGUGAUGUUUUUUUUAGCUUACAGUAGUAUCUAAAUCGUCUCCCGCUUACUGGUGGAUAAAGUGGAUAACAUGUGCGAAGUGGCCAUGGAGGAUCAGGAUAGGGAGAUCUCCGACAUGGAGAGCUCCAUGGUAGCGCAGAGUGAAGUCAUGCUGGUGGUCAAUCACAGCCGGAUCAAGCCUCCCUUUAGCGUGCUGCUGGCCACCGUCCUCUACUGUGCGGAGUUCAUCACGGCCGCCGUGCUCUGCAGCAGUUACCAAAAGAAUGAAGAUGUCAUCUGGUUGGGCUUCACUCUCACCUUCAUGCUGCUUCCCGCUGUGCUCAUCCAGCUGGCAUUGACGUUCAUCCACAGAGACCUGGGCCGGGACAGGCCUCUUGUCCUGUUCCUGCACCUGCUGCUGCUCGGCCCUCUCAUCAGGUGUUUCGAGGCUCUGGUGGUUUAUUUCAAGUCGGGGGAAAGGGAGGAGCCUUACGUCACCAUCUCCAGGAAGAUUAACCUGGAAAAGGGACAGAUCCCCAUGGAGUGGGAAAUCGGCCAAUCGGAGCGCAACCUGGCUACUCACAGAAAUGCCUUCAAACGCACCGCAGUCAUCCAGGCUUUCCUGGGCUCAGCACCUCAACUGACCCUGCAGCUGUAUGCCAGCAUCCAGGAGAAGUACUACCUCCCGGCGAGAGUGACUCUGAUGAUCAUCACGCUGAUCUCUAUCACAUACGGGGCUCUCGUUUGCAUCGUCCUGGCCAUCCAGAUCAGAUAUGACGACUACAAGGUGCGGUUGCGGCCCUUUGCCUACCUGUGCAUGAUCUUGUGGAGGGGGCUGGAGAUCGCCACCCGGAUCACCUCUCUGGUCCUCUUCAGCACGGCGCUCACACACUGGGUGAUCCUCGUUGGCAUGGGAAACCUGCUCUUCUUCUUCUUUGUCCCCUGGGUUGAGUUCUGGGCCAGGAAGGGCUCGCUGGCAAAGGACGUUGAGAAAAACUUUUCUAAGCUGGGCACCACGGUGGUGCUGUCUAUGUUCACGCUGCUCUACGCCUGCAUCAACAUCUUCUGCUGGUCGGCGGUGCAGCUGGACCUCGCACAUCGAGAGCUCAUCGAGAGAAAGCAGCGCUGGGACCGCCUGGCCAUGUUCUACUGCGGACGCUUUGUGGAGAACUUCGUCCUCAUCACACUCUGGUACUUCUACAAGUCGGACUUCUACGAGUAUGUGUGUGCGCCCCUACUGGCCGUCCAGCUGCUGAUCUGCUACAGCCUGGCCGUUCUCUUCAUGCUGCUCUUCUAUCAGUUUGGCCACCCGUGCAAAAGCCUCUUCAAGUACAACGUGCACGACUGCCUGCACUGCGUCUGCUUGCGUACAGGCCGAAGGGGAGCGAGGGGUCAGCGAGGGAAGCUGCCGCCCUCGUACUCGACGGCUGCCACCAUGGUGCUGGUGCCGGAGGAGCCCCUGCAGCUGCUGGACCCCCAAACCUCACAACCCCUCGACCUGACCAGUCAGCUGGGGGAGCAAGAGACAGCUAUCGUUGACGACAUGCUGCAAGCAGCCUGAGAAGGGCUUUGUGGGGAAAUGAAUGAACACGUUAUUUUAUGUGGAUUCCCCUCAGCGGAAGGCUGCACCGCUGCACAGGUCCUGGAGUACUUUUAACACAAAAAACAGAAUGAUUUUUGAGUUCACGGGGUCAUUAAAUCUUUUCACUUUAAGUGCACAAAAACUUAACUAGUUCAGGAUUGUGAGGUGGAUUAAGGUUAACUGCUGUUGUCUUUAUCAAGGGUCAUUACUUACACUUGGGGAACAGUGAGGCCUCAUUACACCAAAGAAUGUAGCAUGUCCAGAUAUGCAGCGAUGCACAAAGGCCGCCUUGAGAGAGCAGCAGUGUACAGGAGUGAGCCAGGUGUGCUGGAAAUGUGCCAAGAGUGUCCAAAAGACGGACCGGGACACCCCCAGUUUACUUCCUCAGGGCUUUCACUCCAUGAACGCCGCCCUUUGCACACAUUUGCAUCUGCACUAAAAAUACUUUUACCAAAAAAGCAGCUGGGGGGCAAGCAAAAGGUCAGAAGAAGAACAUAUCUUCCUCAUACCCUACUGCAUAAGCCUGCUCUGUUGAAUGCCCAUAGGUGUUUACUUUUAGAGAAAACAUGUUUUAGCUUCAUGAAAAUAUUUUAAAAGUUGGUGAAAUAUAUAUGUAGUUAAAAAACACCUAAAAAACCUAAUUGAAUGUAAAACGCCUUUUUUUCAAAGUCAACUUUGAAGAUGCAUUCACCAGACUUACACUGAAUUAACUACUUUAUGCAAGUGCUUUCACAAUUUGCUUCUUUUUUUAAGCUAUGUCUUGUUUGUUUGUUCGGUACCUUGACUACUAUUGUUUUACUUGAAACUUAAAAUAAAAUAACCUGUUGUCCACUCA